CUGAAUAAUAUUCUCCUCUAUUUACACGUUAGCAUUUGGACGAGUGUUUGUAAGCUGCAGUUGGCCAACAAAGGACAAUAACAGUAGAUGACGCUGUGUAUCACACAUAGAUACGACAUAUGAAGUGACAAAAGAGUGUUUUUACCUAUAGAACGAAUCGUUUUUAUCGUCUUAACUAACACAUUCUUGUUGAGACAGUAGCCGGCAUCGUCGUCUCUAUUUUUGACGCUAAACGAUAGUUACAACUGAACUCGGCCAGUUGGCGCAACAAUCGUGAAUAUGUCCAAGAGGACAACGAUUGGUAGCAACGAUUAUGUGAAUCAAAAUUCUGAUGAUCUACUGAAAGUGAUUUUGAACGUUGGCGGUCAAAAGCACGAAACCCGUUUAAGCACGUUGAAUAAUUUUACUGACACACGUUUGUCAUGGAUUAGAGAACGAGUCGUACAGGAUCGUCGUCCUAACCGUGAGUUCUUCUUUGACCGUCACCCGGGAAUGUUUUCCCACAUAUUGAACUAUUUUAGGACCGGUAAGCUUCAUGCUCCAAGAGAUAUAUGCGGACCAAUGUUUGAGGAGGAAUUGAGUUUUUGGGGCAUUAACCCAAAGCUUAUAGAACCGUGUUGUUGGUCUUACUACGAUGAGCAUAAUGAAUUGGAAGAAAAACUGCGAGACUUUGGACCAAUGGAUGACAAAGAGAGCUUUGUAGAGUGCCCGUCGGAUGAAGAGGAAAAAAUUGAAAAUAUUGAUGAUAUUUUUAAGGAUGAUUGUGAAACAAAGAAACACGAACCAAGCCGUCUCGACAAACGAACUAAGCAGUUAAAAAAAUCUUGGAAUAAAUGCGCAAAAUUCGUGUGGAAGUUAUUAGAGAAGCCAAAGUCGUCAAAGUGGGCAUGGGUGUUCAGUCUCAUCUCCCUAAUACUGGCAUUUGUAGUCGUUAUUCUAUUCUGGAUUUCAACUUUGGUCGAUAAUGACACGUGGCAUAUCCUAUACCUUUUCGAAAAAGCUUUGAUAAGUUGGUUUAGUUUUGAAUUCGUGGCUCGAUUGUUGACUUGUCCAGACAAGAAAUCAUUUUUGAAAUUAAUACAAACAUGGCUUGAUGUGAUGGCCUUUCUACCAUUUUAUUUGAUACUUGCGUUUCCAUACGAGGGUUUGCGUGUGUUGAAACUACUUUACGUGUUACGUUUCUAUCGAGCGUUUCGGGCCUAUCGUUUUUCCUAUGUGCUUCAAGUGUUCAUAAAGACGUUAAUGGGAAGUCUACGAGAACUUUUCCUUCUGUUUUUUAUCUUUUCAACACUGGUAGUUACCUACGGUUCCUUAGCAUACUACGCAGAAAAAAACCACAACAAACAUUUUUCAAGUAUUCCCGCCUCCUUUUGGUGGUCGUUGAUCACCAUGACAACCGUAGGUUAUGGUGAUAUCACGCCUACAACUUUGUAUGGAAAAUUAGUGGGAGGCGCAUGCGCACUGAGUGGUGUUUUGAUGAUGGCCUUGCCCGUGUCAGUUGUUGCUAGCAACUUCUCGUUAUACAACAAUUAUGCUAAGGUUAAAAUGAAAUUACCUAAGCGGGUAAAUAAGAAGAUAAUAAACAGUGAUUUACAUGGCCUGCAGUUCGCCACUCCAGAGAAUUCGCUUUCGAAUGAUGAACAACAGAAUUAUAACGGACGACGACGAUCGUUUCGUAGUCGAAGUAGGUACUCGUCUGUUAUUUCAACCUUAGAGGAAGAAGAUUAUAAUCAAGAUAGUGAAAUAGAAACCGUGGAAAUGACAAAGCGACAAAAAGUAAUGGAUUACGAGGAAACUGGGCCAUUUAGUGAUAAAAAAUACCCAAAAAAGCCUAACGGUUCACCCGUAUCUAAAAUGAAGGAAGUGCGUAUAUCAAUUCCUGAACAUCCCGAGUGUUAGACUUUUGGUAGAAGCAACUUCUAAUUAGUCCACUCGCUCCAUGGUUGAUGCGUGACUGAAGACCUGACGUCUUGGAAUAGUCUGUGCUAUGGGUACCACCAAAACCGGGUUCAUCAUGACAACAAGACUUUGAUUAUCAUGGCAAAAAGAGUUUGCAUAUUGAUGACAAUGGGCGAACAAGAAAAUGUCGCUGACAAACGUAGAUUUAUACUCUCGGUGAUAAUCAUAAACACAUGUUCAUAGUGUGACAGUAAAUGGUUUAACAUUGGUUAACUAGUAAUAUUAAAAAGAACACAAUUUCUUAGUAAACGGACUAACAUUUAUAUAUUUUAUUAAUGAACCUUUACUAAUGAAUGAAUCUUUAACAUCAAUGGGCCUCCGAAUGACAUGUUUCAGAGGCCAAAAACCAACACCAUGCAAAGUGGAGGGCAAAUCUUUCGCUCGGAUUUGUUUCAAGCGUUUAAAAACGUGAAUAAUGAGGUGACCUGCAAUGGGUGACUUUGAAGAAAAGGAAAUUGAUGAGAUAAGUAAGGUAUCUUGAAUAUGACAAGAUAACGUCUUCAUCGCAACUAUGUAACUAGAAUGAAAGUUCAUUUUACUUUGGUGUGGUGUAAUCAGUAUUAUACACAUCACCUCACCUCCAAUAAAUUGAACAGUUAUUGAAAGAUAUAAAGAAAUUAUAAAUGCAAGCUACUUCA
Xenia sp. Carnegie-2017 is the source of this 2597-nucleotide messenger RNA. Its product is annotated as potassium voltage-gated channel protein Shaw-like. Lineage: Eukaryota; Metazoa; Cnidaria; Anthozoa; Malacalcyonacea; Xeniidae. Gene Ontology annotation, biological process: protein homooligomerization; potassium ion transmembrane transport. The transcript is spliced from 5 exons. Gene Ontology annotation, cellular component: membrane; voltage-gated potassium channel complex. Gene Ontology annotation, molecular function: delayed rectifier potassium channel activity; protein binding. Bases 280 to 1899 code for a protein of 539 amino acids. The record is from RefSeq and is a predicted model, not a curated record.